GACGAUUAACGUGGCCAAGCAAGCGAAAAAAAACGUAAGCAACCAUAAACGUUUCUUUCGCAGCCCGAGCCGCAACGUGCAAACUGAAAAACCAAAACCUUUUCUCCUCUUCUCUGCCUCUCCUCUGUUUCGUUGUUUUUUCUCAAGUUCCUACGGUUCUCUCUCUGUCCUUUUUUUAAAAACUAAACUCUACAUCAAUGGAAACGAGCUUGAACUCCCAUUUCAGCCUCCAACCCUCAGAAUCCAAGACAACUCGUUUUCCUGACUGGUAUUCACCGGAAACAGGGAUUUAUUCCAGCAAGCAUUCCUCUGUAUCCCUCCCCACUGAUUGUUUUCUUGAUAUUGUUUCCUUCAUUUUCUCUCACCAACAUGACGGGGUCACCGCUUUGAUUGAUUCCUCAUCUGGGUAUUCAAUAUCUUACUCAAAGCUUUUACCUUUGAUCCAGUCAAUGGCCUCUGGUCUCCACCACCUGGGUGUUUCUCAAGGUGAUGUGGUCUUGCUUUUGUUGCCAAAUUCUGUUUACUUCCCCAUUAUUUUCUUGAGUGUUUUAUAUUUAGGUGCAAUUGUUACGGCCAUGAAUCCACUAGCUAGUAUGUUGGAGAUCAAGAAACAGAUUGCUGACUCCGGUGUGCGUUUUGCUUUUACUCUUCUUGAUAAGGUUGACAAACUUAAGAACCUGGGUGUUCAUGCAAUUGGGGUACCAGAAAACUUGAACUUGGAUUCAGAAAAGACUGAUUUUUUACUUUUUCAUAAGCUUAUUGAGGGGCAAUUUGAUAAGGCACCAAGGCCAGUGAUUAGGCAGCAAGACACUGCAGCAAUAAUGAAUUCAUCAGGUACUACAGGUGUUAGUAAGGGAGUUGUCCUUACACAUGGGAAUUUUAUAGCAAUGAUUGAGCUAUUUGUAAGAUUUGAGGCUUCACAGUACGAGUAUUCAAGUUCAAAGAAUGUGUAUUUAGCUGUUCUACCAAUGUUCCAUAUUUAUGGACUGUCACUCUUUGCGGUAGGAUUGUUAUCAUUGGGGACUAGUAUUGUUGUCAUGAGGAGAUUUAAUGCCACUGAAAUGGUGAACGUAAUUGAUAAAUAUGGAGUUACUCACUUUCCAGUUGUUCCACCUAUACUGACAACAUUGACAAUGAGAGCCAAGGGUGUUCGUGAAAAUAGCUUCAAGAGUUUGAAACAGGUUUCUUGCGGUGCUGCUUCUUUGACCAGGAAAGCGAUAGAGGACUUUGUUCAGGCUGUCCCUCAUGUUGAUUUCAUUCAGGGUUAUGGCAUGACUGAAUCAACUGCAGUAGGAAACCGUGGCUUCAACAAUGAAAAACAUCAUAAAUAUUCUUCAGUGGGACUUCUAGCUCCAAACAUGCAAGCUAAAGUGGUGGAUUGGAAUUCUGGCUCCUCUCUGCCUCCUGGCAGUUAUGGAGAGCUUUGGCUAAGAGGACCUGGAAUUAUGCAAGGAUACUUAAAUAAUGUUGAGGCCACCAGGAUGACAAUUGACAAAGACGGUUGGCUACGCACCGGUGACAUUGUUUGUUUUGAUGAAGAUGGGUACAUGUAUGUAUCUGACCGCUUAAAAGAGAUUAUAAAAUACAAGGGCUAUCAGAUUGCCCCUGCUGAUUUAGAGGCCAUCCUGAUUUCCCAUCCUGAGAUACUUGACUCUGCUGUAAUUCCAGCCAUUGAUGAAGUAGCUGGUGAGAUUCCUGUGGCAUUUGUGGUGAGGAGGCAAGGUAGCACACUGACCCAGGGUGCUGUCAUGGACUUCGUGGCUAAGCAGGUUGCACCUUAUAAGAAAGUAAGAAAGGUGGUGUUUACAAAAUCAAUACCAAAGUCUGCUGCAGGGAAGACCCUAAGAAGAGAGCUUAGGAACUUCUUAAGUUCUAGACUUUAGGAUCUCAGAUAUGGGCAGUGGCAGAUUUUAUGCAGCCUUACUUCAAACAAGAAAGGACAUUUAGCUAUAAAAAUAAUUUUCUGCUGCUAGCUCAUAUUAGUCUUGAAACAUUUCAUGUAAUUAGUUAAUGCUUUAUUAAUAACCUUUUGUCU
Theobroma umbraticum is the source of this 2035-nucleotide messenger RNA. Its product is annotated as AMP-dependent synthetase and ligase family protein. NCBI's taxonomy places the organism in Eukaryota, Viridiplantae, Streptophyta, Magnoliopsida, Malvales, Malvaceae. The record is from RefSeq and is a predicted model, not a curated record. Gene Ontology annotation, cellular component: peroxisome. Gene Ontology annotation, molecular function: CoA-ligase activity. Gene Ontology annotation, biological process: ubiquinone biosynthetic process.